Messenger RNA from Solanum tuberosum (potato), 428 nucleotides. Its product is annotated as probable LRR receptor-like serine/threonine-protein kinase At3g47570. The record is from RefSeq and is a predicted model, not a curated record. The annotation marks the transcript as partial. Gene Ontology annotation, biological process: protein phosphorylation. Lineage: Eukaryota; Viridiplantae; Streptophyta; Magnoliopsida; Solanales; Solanaceae. The transcript is spliced from 2 exons. Gene Ontology annotation, molecular function: protein kinase activity; ATP binding.
AAUUCCUUCUCACAUUGCAAGUACUUGAAAUUUUUAAUGAUUGGAGACAACCAAUUUAAUGGCAUUCUUCCGAAAUCAUCCUUAACUAAUAUGUCGUUGUCUCUUGAUCGAUUCAUCGCAUUGACAAAAACCUUAGGCACCAUUGGCUACAUGGCACCAGAGUACGGGUCAGAAGGGAUAGUGUCAACUAUGGGAGAUGUUUACAGCUACGGCAUUUUAUUGAUGGAAACCUUCACAAGAAAGAAGCCAGUAGAUGAUGAGUUUGUUGGAGACCUUACAUUGAAGAGUUGGGUCGCGGAGUCAUAUCCUCAUAGAGUCAUGGACAUUGUGGAUGCUAAUUUAUUUUCAACAGAUGAUAACUUUCAUUCUUAUAAUAUGCAUUGCGAGAAGAGAGAAUUAAAUUGUUAUAGUGAAACACUGCCCUUGAG